This is a messenger RNA of Lotus japonicus, 1086 nucleotides long. RefSeq names its product F-box/kelch-repeat protein At3g23880-like. The record is from RefSeq and is a predicted model, not a curated record. Gene Ontology annotation, molecular function: protein binding. The transcript is spliced from 2 exons. The coding region runs from base 1 to 1086 and encodes 361 amino acids. NCBI's taxonomy places the organism in Eukaryota, Viridiplantae, Streptophyta, Magnoliopsida, Fabales, Fabaceae.
AUGAAAAACCCUUGUGAUGAUUCAAUUCUCCCAUUCGAACUCCUCAUGGAAAUCUUGUCACGGCUACCCGUGAAGACCCUCAUGCAAUUCGUGAGAGUUUGCAAGUCAUGGAAAUCACUGAUCAUUAAUGAUCCAUCCUUCGCAAAACUACACCUCAAUAUAUCUCCCAAAAACACACACAUUCUCCUCACCAAAGAAGACAACCCCUACGAAUUUGAAAAUCAGGACAGUUGGGUUGUUCCAUGCUCUAUGCGUUGCUUGAUGGAGGAUCCGUCGUCCAUUAUCGAUGUUGAAGGGUGCUACCAUCUGAAGGGAAAUCAUUUGGUGAUUGGCUCUUGUAAUGGAUUGGUUUGUUUGGGAAACUUUUAUGAUGUUGGCCCAAUUGAAGAAUUUUGGGUUCAGCUUUGGAACCCGGCCACACACUUGAUGUCUAAGAAGUCACCAACCUUUCACCUGAGCAUGCGAACUUCAGUGGAUGCUCCGCGGGGUAAGGUGAAUUUGGGGUUCGGCUAUGAUAAUUCACAUGAUACUUAUAAGGUGGCGGUGGUGCACUGGGAUUGUACAGAGAAGAAAAUGAUGGCAAGAGUUUAUUGCAUGAACAAUAUUUGUUGCAGAAAGAUUUUGAGUGACUCUUCUUCCCCUAUUUUGCUACGUCAAAUCGUGGGAAACUUUGUGGGUGGUUGUGUUAACUGGUUAGCACUUAAAAAUAUGAACGAUCCCGAAUAUCAAUGGGACAAUGUUACUCUCGAGCAACUGGUUAUUGCUUCCCUUGACAUGAGUAAGGAGGUGUAUACAUAUAUGUUACUUCCUGAGGGUGUUAAUGAGGUGCUUCAUUUUGAGCCAGAUCUCGAGGUUCUAGGAAAUCACAUGUGUCUUUUUCAUGACCGUAGUAAAACUCAUUUUGUUGUGUGGAAAAUGAGAGAAUUUGGAAAACGAGAGUCUUGGACUCGAUGGAUGAGUUUUAGUUAUGAGAAUCUUGGAUGUGAAGGAUUUUUGUAUAGUCACGUGCCAAUGUUCUUGUCUGAAGAUGAUAACAUCCUUUUGCUUGCACAAACUGAGGACUUGGAGUUUGUCAAGUAUAUAUAA